AGCGGAAAAUUCAUGAAACUUUUGGUCUUCAUUAAGCGACCACCCCCACUACGGGAGUUUCCGACCUGUAAAUACGACUGUGGUGACUAGUGACAGUGACAGCGAGUCAGACAGACUCUGUGCGACUGUGGCAGCUGUGUUCUGUGUGGGCUGUGGGCAUUAUAUACAAAUAUACACUAUACGCACUAUAAUACAUAACCUAAAAACACCUAAAAUUUCAAACUCGUGUUUACAAAGUUUGGUUUCAUUAAAGACUUCUGAGAACUGUUUAUGUUUUGUUCGGUAGAAAAAAGUAUCAAGUGAUGAUUAAACAUGAAUACUAUUUUACAUUGUGCUGCUAAUCAUAGGUCCAGAAUCAUGGAUACCAGGAAACUUAUUUAUCCUGCAGCUGAUCGUAACAAGGGUCCAAUAGUAUCAGUUCUUCGAAAAUAUAUUCACCAUGGUUCAGAACUAACUUUCUUGGAGAUUGCAUCCGGUUCUGGACAACAUAUAGCUCACUUUGCUCAUCAUAUUCCUCAGCUUACAUAUAUCCCAUCAGAAUAUGAGCCACGAUUGUUACACAGUAUUUCUGCACAUGCAGAUGGGCUUGCAAAUAUAAAACAUCCUUUAAUAAUAGAUAUUACUACAAAUUUUCAUACUUGGGGUGAUGGCAGUUUUAUGGAAGACAGUAUUGAUUACAUAUACAAUGCAAAUAUGAUGCACAUUUCACCUUACCAAUGUUCUAUUAGUUUAUUUGAGAAUGCAGGUAAAUUAUUAAAAGAUAAUGGUUUUCUGUUUACAUAUGGUCCAUACGCUAUAGAUGGAAAAAUAACACCAGAAAGUAAUGUUAAAUUUGAUAAAUCAUUAAAACUUCAAGACUCAAGUUGGGGUCUCAGAGAUAUUAAAGAUUUGAAAGAACUAGCAGAAAAAAACGGUAUUCAAUUAAUAGAUAUUGUUGAUAUGCCUGCUAAUAAUAAAAUUAUUAUAUGGAAGAAAUACAAAAUAAAUGCUAACACAGUAUUACAGUGA
Messenger RNA from Dufourea novaeangliae, 1008 nucleotides. Its product is annotated as UPF0585 protein C16orf13 homolog A. The record is from RefSeq and is a predicted model, not a curated record. The transcript is spliced from 3 exons. NCBI's taxonomy places the organism in Eukaryota, Metazoa, Arthropoda, Insecta, Hymenoptera, Halictidae. The coding region runs from base 313 to 1008 and encodes 231 amino acids.